Molecule: messenger RNA, 543 nt
Organism: Fibroporia radiculosa
Lineage: Eukaryota; Fungi; Basidiomycota; Agaricomycetes; Polyporales; Fibroporiaceae
Exons: 4
Coding region: 1-543 (180 amino acids)
Biological process (GO): Arp2/3 complex-mediated actin nucleation; regulation of actin filament polymerization
Cellular component (GO): cytoskeleton; Arp2/3 protein complex
Molecular function (GO): actin filament binding
Source: RefSeq, a predicted model, not a curated record
AUGCCAGCCUAUCAUUCAGCCCUCAACGAAGAGCCCGAUGUUCGCCAAGUAGGGAACAUGUCCAUCCUACCCAUCAAGAGCAAGUUCCGUGGCCCAGCACCACAGGCGGAACCUUCUCAGGCUGACAUAAUUGACGAAACACUCGAUCUUUUCCGAGCCAACUCCCUCUUCCGCAACUUCGAGAUCAAAGGCCCCGCUGACCGCCUCCUCAUCGUCAUCAUCCUCUUUGUGUCUGACUGUCUUGCCAAGAUCGGCACGUCUCGCACGGUGCCCAGUAAAAUCGAGGCAACCAAAUCGCUGAACACUCUUGCCGUAGACAACUUCCCGGUCCCCGGUGAUGCUACGUUCGCGCUCAACUCGCACUAUGCGCCUCCAGGGAGCAGGGCAGAUGCCGAUUAUCUCCGAACAUAUCUUGUGCAAGUGCGGCAAGAGCUUGCAGCCCGCCUCGUAGAAAUCUUGUAUGCAGAUGGGUCUGGUAAGCCCAGCAAAUGGUGGAUGUCGUUCCAGAAGAGGCGUUUCAUGAGCAGGAGCCUCGCCACGUAG